AUGCGUUGGGUAAAUGUUAAAGACCAGGAUAAAAUCGAUGUUCAGGUUGUUCAGGGUCUUAUUAACAUGUUGGAUGAUACCAAUGAGUUGGUUCGAGAAUUCAGAACAAGACGUGACCGAUUUGAAAAUAAUGACAUCAUUGAUUUGAAGAUCACCUUAAAGGUUUGUCGAGCCCAGAGUGGCAGAGAGAAUCACAUUGCUCCUUCAGACGAGGUGGCUGGGAUCAUGGUUGGUGAAAGCAACACUACCUGCGGUGAUCGAGAUAUAAUCAUUGAUAGUUACAAGGACGGACUGGAACGGAUAUCCUUCAUUCAUCCGAAACUAAUGGCAUUGCAGUAUCCUAUUUUGUUUCCUAAUGGUGAAGAUGGUUAUCAUGACCAAAUUCCAUUUGAAAAAAAUGGAAACAACUCCAACAAUUCUCAUGAAUACAUCUCCAUGAAAGACUACUACUCCUAUAAAUUUCAAGUCAGGGAGAGUGAAGGGAUGACUGCACGUUUGGGUGGUCGGUUGUUUCAGCAAUAUAUGGUGGAUGCUUUCUCAUCCAUUGAGCAAACUCUCCUUUGGUGGUUCCGUAUUAAUCAGACUACUUUACGAAAUGAGUUAUAUACUCAUAUUUGUGAUUCACUACGUAAAGGAAAUUCUGAUUCCUCUAAGAUCGGUAAAGUCAUGUACGUUGUAGAGUUUCAGAAGAGAGGUUUGCCUCACGUACACAUGUUAAUAUGGCUUGACAGUCCUUCUAAAAUGUAUCUGAAACAGAAUUUGGAUAAAUUUGUUAGCGCAGAAAUUCCUGAUCCUUUGAAAGACCCAGUUGGUUACGCUGCAGUAAAACAAUUCAUGAUGCAUGGCCCUUGCGGUCUGCAAAAUCCUAAAUCCCAGUGUAUGAAGAAAUUCAGGUGCAUACGCCAUUUUCCAAAAGCGUACUCUUCCCGUACAGUUUUUGAUGAAAGUGGAUUUCCUUUAUAUAUGCGUCGUAAACAAGAUAUCACAGUACGUGUGCGCAAGACUGAUUUAGAAAAUCAAUGGGUUGUUCCUUACAACCGGGAUCCGUUAGUCAAAUAUCAGUGUCAUAUGAAUGUGGAAAUUUGUUGUCACGCAAGAAGCUUGAAAUAUUUGUUUAAAUAUUGUCUUAAAGGUCAUGACACUGCUACUGUUCAAGUGAAUGGUAGAAGGAUGAAAAAAUCUCUUGACAAUUCUGCUGAAGAUGGAUUUGAUGAAAUCAAUGCAUAUUUUGAUGGGAGAUAUCUCUGCGGUUGUGAGGCGGCCUAUAGGAUUUUUGGAUUUCCUAUACAUUACCGGACUAUCUCAGUUGAACGUCUGCCAUUUCACCUCCCUGGACAAAGGAAUUGCACUUUUAGAGAUAACCAAUCUUUGGAAAAAGUUGCUGAGCGAGAAAAGUAUAGAAAUAGCAAACUUGAAGCAUUUUUUAUACUAAAUUAGAAUGAUCAAUCUGCACGCGAAUACACCUAUGAUGAAAUUCCCAAACAUUAUGUUUGGGAUGAUGGUCACAGGACAUGGAAUAGACGCAAGAGAGGAUUUCAAAUUGGGAGGCUGGCAUAUACUCAUCCAGCACAGGGGAACCUUGGUAUCUUUAGAUACUUCUAACUUUUGUUAGAGGACCUACUUCUUAUGAGAGUUUACGAACCGUCAAUGGUGUUUUGUAUCCUUCUUUCCGAGAUGCUUGCAAAGAAUAUGGGCUCUUGGACGAUGACAAGGAAUGGCAUGAGGUUAUGACUCAAUGUGCACAAGGUGGAUUAGCACCCCAGAUACGUCAACUCUUUGUACACAUAUUAGUCCACUGCAAAGUUACUGACUUGAAACAAUUGUGGCUGUCUCAUUGGAGGAGCAUGGUUGAUGAUAUACUUUUGACCAGACGAGCAAUGUCUAAAGAUCUGAACCUCCUGCUCAACGAUAAACAACUGCAGUUCUAUGCACUUGCAGAAAAUUGAUAAAUUACUUAAAUCAAUUAGGAAGUCUUUAAAAAAAUUUCAAGGCUUACCACAACCUCCUCAGAGUUAUUUACAGCAAGGAACAAACAAUCUGAUUAUAGAGGAGACUAGCUACAACAUUGAUGAAAUGGAAGCAGAGUUCAAUAUUUUAUGGGCCAGUUGUAAUGAAGAGCAAAAAACUAUUUUCAAUGCUGUUUUGCAAAGUAUCCAGGAAGCGAAAGGCGGAUUUUUUUUGUUUAUGGAAGUGAAGGUUGUGGAAAGACCUACCUUUGGAAAACUUUAAUUUCCAAGUUAAGAUCCCAGGGCGAUAUUGUUUUACCAGUGGCCUCCUCAGGAAUAGCUGCAACUUUGUUGCCUGGCGGACGCACCGCGCAUUCAAGAUUUAAAAUACUAAUUAUUCUUGAUGAUUUCUCGGUUUGUAGUAUUGGUCAGAAUUCAGACAUCGCUGAACUUAUAAAGCAAACCAAGCUUAUUAUUUGGGAUGAAGCGCCAAUGCAGCAUAGGUACGCGUUUGAAUGCUUAGACCGUUCUCUUAAAGAUAUUAUGAGAUCUGUUGAUUAUGCACGUGGUGAAAUGCCGUUCGGAGGUAUUACUGUGGUACUUGGUGGGGAUUUUAGACAAAUUCUCCCUGUUAUCCCUUUAGGUGACCGCAGUGACAUUGUUGGGGCGUGCAUUACAAGAUCGCGUUUAUGGUAUCUCUGUCAUAUCUUCCUUCUGUCCAAGAAUAUGCGUCUUAAAGAAGGGGAAUCAUCUCAAGAGAUUGAAGAUCUAAGGAAUUUUGCUAAAUGGGUUCUUCAAAUUGGUGAUGGCCAAGUCAUGCCGCCUGAAUCAGACGGAAGAACAUAUGAUGAGUAUGAUAUCCAGAUUCCAGCUCAGUUUUGUGAUCUUGACAAACCAAACACUAUUGACACAAUGAUUAGCACCACAUAUCCAGAUUUCACGCAAAACUGCCAAAAUCCUGGAUAUUUAAGUGAAAGAAGUAUUCUUACUCCAACAAACCAAACUGUUGGACAUCUUAAUGCACAGAUUGUUGACAUGGUUCAAGGUGAUUCAUUUUCAUAUUAUAGUGUUGACACCGCAGACGAAUUUGGUGGAACUGAGUCUGAUUUGAAUUCCGCGUUCCCAAUAGAAUAUCUAAACUCUUUUUGCAUGCCUGGGAUGCCAAAUCAUGAAUUGAAACUCAAAGUUGGAGUUGUCGUCAUGCUUAUGUGAAAUUUAAACCAAACUUUGGGUUUAUGCAAUGGUACAAGAAUGAUAGUUACAAAAUGUUUGAAGUUUUGUAUAGAAUGUGAGGUCAUAUGCGGUACCUAUAUUGGUUCAAGACAUUUCAUACCAAGGAUGGAAUUGUGCCCCAGUGAUAGUAAACUGCCAUUCAAGUUGAUUAGAAAACAAAUGCCUGUACAAGUCUGCUAUGCCAUGACAAUUAACAAAUCCCAGGGUCAAUCUCUUCACAAUGUAGGUCUUUUCCUGCCUAAAGGUGUAUUCACACAUGGCCAAUAUUACGUAGCAAUCAGCCGAGUCACUUCUCCAUCUGGCUUAAAGAUUUUCUGUGAUGAUGAGAGUGGGGAACCAUCUGAUAUAACUCAAAAUGUUGUAUAUAAGGAAGUUUUCUACUCUUUACCAAAACUGUAGGAUUGAUGGGGUGUAUUAUGUUUUUGUAAGCCAUUCCUCUGAAACUAUUAUUUUGGUGAGCUAUUGACAAUGAAUGGCAGUUACAAAUUUAUCUUGCUUUAUAUAUUU
This is a messenger RNA of Daucus carota subsp. sativus, 3686 nucleotides long. RefSeq lists its product as uncharacterized. The transcript is spliced from 5 exons. The record is from RefSeq and is a predicted model, not a curated record. The coding region runs from base 1 to 1437 and encodes 478 amino acids. NCBI's taxonomy places the organism in Eukaryota, Viridiplantae, Streptophyta, Magnoliopsida, Apiales, Apiaceae.